CUUGAAUGAAUCAAUAUGACUUUUAAUUGUUAGGUUAUUUUUUUUUAUCAACUUUAAUAGUUGAACUUUCGAACUUUUUUACCAAUUAUUUUUACAAUUAACAUUUAUAACUUAUUCUUCCAAGUCCAUUGAUUACCGAUGGGUAGAGGGAAGUAUUUUUGCCAUUAUUGCAAUAGUUACAUCGAACAUUACUCCUUUGGUCAACGUAAAUCGCACAACAGUGGUAAAAAGCAUAUGCUCAACGUGAGGUUCUACUACGACGAUUUUGUUGAAAAUGAAGCUCAAAAGUUGAUAGAUGCUACGACGGAAGCGUACAAGAACGGGACUCUAUUUCAACCAGUAGUGGUAAAUAAUCCGCCGGUAUUCGUGUUACCUCAACCAAUGUUUCCAACGGCUAUGCCAAUGCUUUCGGUUCCAGUACCUCCAAUGAUAGGAUACGCCAUGGCCGUGCCAUCAAUCGGCCCACCAUAUCAUUAUCCAGGGAUGAUACAAUGAUCAUCUUA
Messenger RNA from Nezara viridula (southern green stink bug), 503 nucleotides. The record is from the annotation of a GenBank genome assembly. NCBI's taxonomy places the organism in Eukaryota, Metazoa, Arthropoda, Insecta, Hemiptera, Pentatomidae.